This is a messenger RNA of Oncorhynchus mykiss (rainbow trout), 2170 nucleotides long. The record is from RefSeq and is a predicted model, not a curated record. NCBI's taxonomy places the organism in Eukaryota, Metazoa, Chordata, Actinopteri, Salmoniformes, Salmonidae.
GAGUUGAAUAGCAAGAUAGCUUCAUUUGAGUAUACCAUCACGGAAGUAGCCACUAAAGUAAACAUUUCCAGGCCGACAGCUAUAAUGUUGCAACUGCAAUUUACCAAAGAUACUUUACCAGAUUCUGUGAGCAAUGACUUUCAGAACUUGAACAAAUUCAACGAACAGGCGGACAGGUUCCUGCAUCAGCUGAGUGAGUUUGCAGGAGAGAAUGGGAUGAGUGCAGGCCCACUGAGGAACCUCAUGAAGAGCCUCCUGCUGCUUCCCCAUGGUUCCCUGAAGAAAAAUCUGACAGAAGACCAAGUCAAAGAGGACCUUCUCACUUUAGGAGUCAGUGAAGACAAGGCAGACCAUUUUUCACAACAGUGGAGCCUCCACUACCCUGUGUUGUCCAGGCUGGCUGUAGGACAGACACUGAUGGUCAACCAGCUGGUGGACAUGGAGUGGAAGUUUGGUGUGACCGUGGGGACGAGUGAACUUCAGAAAGUUGGAAACACCUUUCUACAGCUUAAGUUGGUCAUCAGAAAGGGGAACUCAACUGAAAAUGUCUACAUGGAGUUGACCCUCCCCCAGUUUUACAACUUUCUCCAUGAAAUGGAGAGGGCCAAAGCCAGUAUGGACUGUUUCAGCUGAGCCUGAUCGCCAGUAGCAAGAGCAUGUACUGAAUAUGUGUCCUAGAGGGGCAGCAGAAAACAAAAGAGGAGAUGGAAGUGAUUGACACUGGAUGGAUCCCAAUUGGCACUCUAUUCCCUUUAUAGUGAACAGGGGCAAUUUGGGGCAUGCAUGCAGUUCAAAAUAGAACAUACUGAAUCUGAAUGAACCUUCCAGCUUCUCACAUACCAAGAUUUCAAUAUUUCUUUUGUGUAAUUUUGACAUUUGUCUUUUGAAAUGUGCACAAUUGUUUUGCAGUAGUGAUUUUGUGUGUAUUAGUAACUGUCCGUGAGUUUGUUUUGCGAGAAAGUAUUAUAUUGUAACCCAAUGACUUCAAUUCCAUUGGCUGUCACGACAAGUGAUGUGAGGCAUACGUGUAACAAUUUUUUGCAAUCUCUCAUCAUUUAUAUUACUGAUUUGCUUAACUUUAUUUUUAACUAAAUCAAAUGGAACAUGAUUCACACUUGCACUUACUUUUUUCUCUCCAAAUAAAGUAUUCAGAUGUUGUCAUAUUGGUCUGCUGUAGGUAUUCACAUAAUGAAUGAAUGAUAGAAAUUCUGAAUAAUAUCCUCAGACAAUUACACAACAAGAUAGUCAGUUAUUACGCUGAUAUAGAACAUACUGUAAAAUUGGUUCUAAUAACAGGUUUCAGUAGAUAUUCCACUGACACCAACAUGAGACAACGAUGGGGAGCCAAAUACACUGUAGAGAGAAGCAUGUGAAUACUAGUUGUUAUUCCAUCCUACUUUUAUACCUUAAUUAGCCAAGAAGUCACAUUAAAUGUACACCCAUCCAUUUCCCCAAAAGGAAAUAGUUCAUACUAGCAUUUGGGCCUGCAACAAUGAUCUGUCAUUUGUGGACAUUCUGUAUUCAUUAAAUGUUGUGAAUAAGAGCUUGAAGCAGAAAACAACUUUAAUAUUGUAAUCUCUACCAUCCUUACCCUAACUGGAGUAAACUAACAGACAGCAAUACUUCUACUUCACUCACAUCUAUGGUACCUGUAGUUAAAUAUUUAUAGAUGUAUUCCUAAUUUCCUCAAGUGCUUGAUCUUUACCCACAGCGUCCACUCCACUAUUCAUUCUGAUCUUAACUCCAAAUCUUUAUUUUACCUUUAUUUAACUAGGCAAGUCAGUUAAGAACAAAUUCUUAUUUUCAACGACGGCCUACGAACAGUGCCCCUGCCUUGUUCAGGGGCAGAAAAACAGAUUUUUACCUUGUCAGCUCGGGGUUUCGAUCUUGCAACCUUUCAGUUACUAGUCCAAUGCUCUAACCACUAGGCUACCUGCUGGCCUGGAUUGAUUUGUCAAUUAUUGUUUUAUAUGUCAGUUCAUACACCCUAUGCCACGGUAUUGGUACAUCAAAAAACUGUUUCCAACUGUCUUGAAUUAUAUACGGUAUUACUGUCAAACUUUUUGACUUUAAGUGAAACUGAUACAUUUUGUCAAUUUAUAAUUUGAAGUAAUUUAUGAUUUUUUUUAUGGGUGGUAGACAGACAAAUUAAAUAAAGUAAUUGUCUCUU